GGAAGAUAACCGAUACAGUUGGCCUUUGAUAUAGUGCAUCAUCAUUCCCGUGAUGACCCAAAGGAAUAAAGGAGAAUAUAUAUUUGGUACAUGAGUAAUUCGGAAAAGCUCACUAACACAUUCUGGGUUGCUUCAGCUUCAACACCGACUUUGAUCAUCGACAAAGAGGCUUCCAUGAUGGUGCAAUGUACGUUGAAGAAGACUUGCUCGAGCUGUUGUUUACUUCUCGACCACUCUUCUGGUCUUGAGGUUUCACAGAAGCUAACAACUUACAGAACUCGCUAUCUUCCAUCUUCAGGAUUGUUUCAAUAUGAUCUGAAAAUGGAGAAGGUUCACCAAAUGGUAAAGGACGAAAGGAUCAUGAAGAUUGAGAUUCCUGGCGAUGGCAGUUCCACGCCCGAAGUGUGCUCGGGUGGGCUGACUCGUCAAACGAGCAUCACCAAGACAAACUGCCUUUGCUCACCAACCACUCAUCCCGGUUCUUUUCGAUGUCGAAUGCACCGGUCUCUUUCGCUACAACGUACCAAGAGUAUUGAGGCUGCGGCUCUACAGGACGCUCCGGCUAAGCCAUCAGAUUCCCUUAGAGCCACUAAGUAGAUUCAUGGAUGAACAUGAUACCAUGGCAUUUCUCUUGGUUGUUCUAAUGUAAUCAAUAUAGAUGGGAGUACGUAGGGUUCUUAAACUUACGUAUAAAUUUUGUAUUUUAAACUGCUUCGCUUUACGCCUCAACUAUCGGUUGGCAAACAAAGAGAGGCAUAUGAUGUUCAUGUGGCUUGUUUCUUUUACAACAAAUAAUUAAAAUACUCCCACUAUUUCAUAAUAAAUGUUAUUUUAACU
Brassica napus (rape) is the source of this 837-nucleotide messenger RNA. RefSeq lists its product as uncharacterized. The coding region runs from base 91 to 597 and encodes 168 amino acids. Lineage: Eukaryota; Viridiplantae; Streptophyta; Magnoliopsida; Brassicales; Brassicaceae. The transcript has 3 exons. The record is from RefSeq and is a predicted model, not a curated record.